Molecule: messenger RNA, 3595 nt
Organism: Dictyostelium purpureum
Lineage: Eukaryota; Evosea; Eumycetozoa; Dictyosteliales; Dictyosteliaceae
Exons: 4
Coding region: 1-3375 (1124 amino acids)
Biological process (GO): protein phosphorylation
Cellular component (GO): cytoplasm
Molecular function (GO): ATP binding; protein binding; protein serine/threonine kinase activity
Source: RefSeq, a predicted model, not a curated record
AUGUCAAAAAAUAAAGAAACUGAAGAAAUAAAAAAAAAUGUUAACGUUGGCAAUUAUAAUUUAGGUGUUGUAAUUGGUAAAGGUGGUUUUGGUACUGUAUAUCAAGGUCUAGAUAUUGAAGAUGGUGAUUUUGUGGCCAUUAAACAGAUUAACCUUACUAAAAUUCCCAAAGAUCAACUACAGGGUAUUAUGAACGAAAUUGAUCUUUUAAAGAAUCUUAAUCAUGCAAAUAUUGUAAAAUAUAUUAAAUACGUUAAAACUAAAGAAAAUUUAUAUAUCGUUUUAGAGUAUGUAGAAAAUGGUUCAUUAUCAAGUUUAAUUAAAAAGUUUGGUAAAUUCCCAGAAUCAUUGGUUUGCGUUUAUAUUAGGCAAGUUUUAGAGGGUUUGGUUUAUCUUCACGAACAGGGUGUCGUCCAUAGAGAUAUUAAAGGUGCAAAUAUUUUAACAACCAAAGAGGGUAAAAUUAAAUUGGCAGAUUUUGGUGUUGCUACAAAAUUUGAUGAUUCAUCAGCAGCAGCAGUAGUUGGUACACCAUAUUGGAUGGCGCCAGAAAUUAUUGAAUUAAAUGGUGCAACUACAAAAUCAGAUAUUUGGAGUGUUGGUUGUACAGUUAUAGAGUUAUUAACAGGUUCACCACCAUAUUACGAUUUAGGACAAAUGCCAGCACUUUUUAGAAUUGUACAGGAUGAUUGUCCACCACUUCCAGAAGGUAUUUCACCACCAUUAAAAGAUUGGUUAAUGCAAUGUUUUCAAAAGGAUCCAAAUCUUCGUAUUUCAGCACAAAAACUUUUAAAGCAUAAAUGGAUUCAAGCAAGUAUUAAAAAGAAACAACAAAAUGAAGAUACAUCCCCAGCAAAUAUUGAUGAUAUCGCUAAAAAUAUUCAAGAUUACAAUGAAAGAAUUAAUAAAAAACCAUCUCAUCAAAGAAAACCUUCAAUUCAUCCCAAAUCUCCAAAAGGUAAAGUCUUCCUUCCACCACCAGAAGAGGAUGAAGAUGAAUGGGGCGAUGAUUUUUCAAAUACACCAAAAUCAAUAAAAUUACCAGAUAAGAAAUCACCAUUAAAGACCAAGGCACCAGCACAACAAUCACCAUUAAAAUUACCAAACAACAAUAACAACAAUAAUAAUAAACCAGCUGCUGGUGGUCUUAAAUUAACUCCAAAAAUUGUUGCACCAGAAGUUGAUGAUGACGAUUGGGGCGAUGAUUUCGGAACAAAUACAGUUUCAGAUUUAUCAAAAGCAGUGUCAAGUUUAAAGAUCAAAGGAGAUGGUGCAGGUGGGGAAGACGACAAAGGUUUUAUUGAGGACGAUGAAGACGAUGACGAUGGAUUUGGUGAUGAUUUCGAUAGUGUACCAACAUCAAUUAAAUUAAACCCAAAAUUUGGAUCCAAUAUAAAAUCAACAUCAUCAGGAGCAGCUGCAUCAGCCUCAGGAAACAAUAGUGCAUCAAAUAGUGGUAAAUUUGGUUCAAGUAAAAGCAAUUCAAAAACCCCAUUAUCACCAAGAGGUACUGGUACAACAGGAUCUAAUUCAUCAUCAAACGCAGCAACAAUCAAUAAAGGUAUGAUUGAUCAAUGGGGUGAGGAUAAAGACGAUGAAGGUUGGGGAGAUGUCGCAACUGUACAUUUUGAUCCAAAAUUAAUUAGAAAAGGAUCAGUUAAUAAACCAGAUCUUUCAACUCGUUUAAAGAAUAGAUUAGCAGUAUCAUCAGAAAGCAGUUCAAUUAAUGAUGAAGAAGAUGACGAUCCAUUUGCAGAUGAUUUCGAAGAAGAAGAGGACGAUUUUGAUUUAGAUAAGAAUCUUAUGAAGGAUAAUUAUGCAAGAAUGUCAGCAGAUAUCAUCAAACUUAUGAACCUUUUAACACCAGAGCAACCAGAGGAUGUUAUUUCUGGUGCAUGCGAACAAUUAAUUUCAAUGUUUAAAGAAAACUCUGAACAAAAGACCCUCUUAAUUAGAAGACAUGGUGUUAUUCCAAUUAUGGAGAUGUUAGAGGUAUCAAAUAUUCAAUCACAUGUUCUCUGUAGUAUUCUUAAGGUCGUAAAUCAAAUUAUCGAUAAUAAUAUGGAAAUUCAAGAAAAUCUUUGUUUGGUUGGUGGUAUCCCAGCUAUUAUGAAAUUCUCUGGUCCAGAAUAUCCACCAUCAGUUCGUUUAGAAACUGCUGCCUUCAUUAGUAAAAUGUGUAGUACAUCAACUCUUACUCUUCAAAUGUUUAUCGCUUGUAAAGGUCUCCCAAUUCUUGUUGACUUUCUUUUAUCACCAUAUUAUGAAAGUAAAAAAUUGGUUUGGAUGGCCAUUGAUGCAAUUGUCAAUGUUUUCGAAUUACAAAGUCCAACACCAAAGAAUGAUUUCUGUCGUCUCUUCUCAAAAUGUGGUUUAUUAAAAACCUUACCAAUUGUAUUAAGAGACACCAUUGCCGAUGGUGAAGCCUCCCAAUAUCCAGAUAAAAUUAUUAAUCUUUUCAUCUUGUUCUCUAGUGCCGACAGUGUCGUAAGAAGAUCAAUGUCUGCUGUAGAGGUUAUCAGACCAAUCCUCGAUUCACUCUCACAAUUAAUGCCAGAGCAAUUGGUUAAGGUACUCAAAUCAAUAAAACAAAUCUCUAUGGAUCACAACACUUUAGCAAAUCUUCAAAAUGCUGGUGCUAUUCGUGUUAUGGUACCAUUUUUAGGUCGUCGUACUGGUACUCACUGUGCCGAAAUUCAUAAUCAUGUUUUAAAUACAAUGUUCCAUUUGUGUCGUAUUGAUGCAGAGCGUCAAUAUCAAGCCGCACUCGAUGGUAUUAUCCCACAUUUACAAUACUUUAUCACUACCCAUUCACCACUUAAUCAAUUUGCUCUUCCAAUUAUUUGCGAUCUUGCACAUUCAAAGAAAGCAAGAGCCGAGCUUUGGAAACACAAUGGUGUCGAAUUUUAUCUCUCACUUUUAGAAGAAAGAUAUUGGCAAGUUAAUGCUUUGGAUUCACUCGCUGUUUGGAUUGCUGAUGAUACCCACAAGGUCGAAAAUAUUGUAUCUAAACCUGAAAAUAUUAAAAAACUCGUUCACUUAUUUACAAAUGCAGAGUCACAAUCAUUUGCAGGUAUUCUCGAACCAUUAUUAAGAAUUAUUCAAAUUGCUAUCCCAGUCAAUAUGUUAUUAGGUACCUCUAACUUUGUCUCUAAAAUUAUUGAUAAGCUUACCCAUACAAAUCCACAAGUUCGUUUAAAUCUCCUAAAAAUUAUAACUUCAUUAUAUGAAGCUCAUCCAAAUGCCAAGAAGAUGAUUCAAGACUUUAAACUUAUUCCAGUUAUUCAAAGAAUCGCAGAUACUGAUAAAUCUGUUUUGGUUCAAAAAAUGGCUAGUAAAUUAUUAGAAGCUUUUAAUGCAAAUAAUGUUAUUUAAUAAUCAGAAAGAGGUAAAAAAACAAAAAAAAAAAAAAAAAAAAAAAAAUUGAAACAUUAUAAAAAAAUAAUGAAUCACACACCAACAAAAUCACACAAUAUAUACAAUUGUUAAUAAUAGUUGAUAAUAGUAUAAAUAGUAAAAUAUAAAAUUUAAAAGUAUAUAUAUAAAAUUUAACUGUAUAAUUAUUUAAAUAAAAAUAUAAAAUCCAAACAAACUC